UGAUUUACCAAUUGUGCGACUAUGCCAUGACUGAUGUCGCGUUAAGAGUACACCUACAACUACUUCAGUAACACACAAGUUAAGUCUGUUAUUAUAUAACACGAACAUUAUUUUGUUGGUUUUUUUUUUAUUAUUUGCUAAAAUAAACCAACUAAUCUAAUAAACAACAUCGAAAUUUGGUAUUAUGAAUUUACACACACUGACAACCGUUGUUCGGGUAACGUCUCGAGUUGUGUCUAAGACGCGGCGGACAUAAGUGGCUGGUGUUGGAACUGACGGAUCGCUCAACAUGCAGUAGCUGAUUUUGUUUAAUCCAAUGUUUCGCUUAGCCUUAUUAUCGCUCUUUACAUCAAUCAAAAGUAGCAAAUUCGGAUUACAAACGUUUUUAUAGCUGCUUACAGUGUUGCGUGUGGGUACUGUCGCAGAGACGACACUAUUCAACACGCCAUAAAGCGAUGUCUAUGUCUUGGAAUCCACACACCCGGUUACACCAAUUAGUAAUGUACAGUUUUAAAUGAAAACGGAAUCUUCAUAAUUUUUCUUUUCUUUCGAAAAAACCAACUAUUAAUUGUAAAUUUUCCAAAACAACCGUUUGCUAAAGUCUUGAGAGAAACGUCCACCAAGCAUAUUCUGUACGGUACGUAGGUCAGGGGGCAGAAUCACAAUUCAUACCGGGACAAAUUUAGAGAAUCCUCGGUCAAUUCAACGAUGGCAGACUCGGCAACUAGUGCACCGGCCCCGGCCACAGCUACACCCAAGAAAUCCAAGGCGGCGGCGGCAAGCAAGAAACCCCGCGUUAAGCCUGCACACCCCCCUACAUCUGACAUGGUCAACGCGGCUAUCAAGAACCUGAAGGAGCGUGGAGGUUCCAGCCUGCAGGCCAUCAAAAAAUACAUCGCUGCCAACUACAAGGUAGACGCUGAGAAGUUGGCGCCGUUUAUCCGCAAGUACCUCAAGUCUGCAGUGGCAUCCGGCACUCUCACCCAGCCGAAAGGCAAGGGCGCGUCCGGAUCUUUCAAGCUCUCUGUCAAGGGAGAAGGCAAGACUGCGUCUGCAGGCAAGAAGCCAGCGAAAAAGCCCGCUGCUGCCAAGCCGAAAGGGGAGAAGAAACCUAAGGUGACCGCUGCGAAGAAAACACCCAAGAAGGCAGCCGCAGCCAAACCCAAGGCCGCUAAGGUGGCCAAAUCUCCUAAGGCGAAGAAGGUCUCCAAGCCACCGACCAAGAAGCCGAAAUCUCCAAAACCCAAGAAGGCUGCGGUGAAGAAACCGAAAACGCCAAAGAAGGCAGCGGCCAAGAAGAAGUAAGAAGCCAAAACCUGCCAGAGCUCCUUCGAAAACGGCCUUUAUAAAGGCCACCAACAAUCUCACUCGUAAUUAACUGUUGCUUUUCGCCAGACCCUAGGAUCGCAGGCUCCAAUGUUGGUCCAGCGGCAACAUAGAAGAAGAAAAGUAAAGUACAAUUAAUUGGCUUGUCAUUACAAUUAGUAAUGAAUUAUAUAAAUUGCCGUACGUAUAAUACUUAGUGACUCUCAUAACACUAUUAUUGACAUGACAACUAUUAAAGUAGCAUAAAUAAAAAAGACCAAUAAAAAUAAACAAUGUGAGCGAAUAAACAAUAUGCUUGCAAGCAACUGCUCGACAUCAAUUUAUUACCAAUACGGUUAAACACUACAGGCUUAAAAUAACAUCACACAACCACAGCAUGGCGCGAUGUAACAGUCAUAAAACAAAAAAAAAUAAAAAAUAAAAA
Messenger RNA from Macrosteles quadrilineatus (aster leafhopper), 1750 nucleotides. RefSeq names its product histone H1, orphon-like. Gene Ontology annotation, molecular function: nucleosomal DNA binding; double-stranded DNA binding; structural constituent of chromatin. NCBI's taxonomy places the organism in Eukaryota, Metazoa, Arthropoda, Insecta, Hemiptera, Cicadellidae. Gene Ontology annotation, cellular component: nucleus; nucleosome. Gene Ontology annotation, biological process: chromosome condensation; nucleosome assembly; negative regulation of DNA recombination. The transcript has a single exon. The record is from RefSeq and is a predicted model, not a curated record. The coding region runs from base 709 to 1305 and encodes 198 amino acids.